AUGAAAACAGUUUGGGUGGUUGUGGUGUGUUUGUUAAUUGUUGAAGCCAGCCAUCUUCAUCAUCAUAACCGACAUCGCAGAAAGAUCAAUCCGAAAAGGAGAAUCGUGUAAGUUGUUUAUCAACUGCAACAUUCGUUUUGUUAUCGAUAAAAACUUGAUUGAUUUGUAAUGGAAAGUUAUUGACAAAAGAGGCAACGUAGGGUUUGGAAGGGCUUGUGUAGGUUGAGGUAGGGUAAGUAGUGCAGGUUAAGGUCGUCAUUUGUAAGGACUUUGGCAGUAAGGCAGAUUUUUUGAUCUAUUUGAGUAUGAUGUGGAUUUUGAAAGACUCGGGUAGGGUAAGGCAGGCAUUUGGAAAGGCUUUGGUAGGGUAGGGCUUUACUAAUAUUGGAGAAGGCUUGCAUUCAAUAGGGCUGAGUCCAACCUUGGUUUGUAGAGGUAUUGUAUAGGUACAGUCGAGCUUUAAUUAAUGUAGGGCUUCAAUAGAGGCUAGAAUGUGGGAAUUUUAAAGGGUAGGGUAGGUUAAGGAAGGGUAGGGCAAGAUAUUGAUGUGCAAGGUAAGAUAAGAUAGGUUAGGGUAGAAUACGACAGGUUAAGAUACGAUAAGGAUAGGGUAGGGUAGGGUAGGGUAGGGUAAGGUAGGGUAGUUUAAAACACACGAUAUCAUAAAGGUACAUAUUUGCUCAAGCCUUGGCUUUGCUUUACUUCAACUAUGCUCUAGCCCAGCCCCACCCAUAUUCUAGCCAAUUUCUAGCUCUGCCAUGUCCUGUAAAAACUAUAUUUCAAAAAGUAAUUUAAUUUUUUUCAGUUGUGUGAACGGCCAAGAGACCGACGGUGCCUGUAUCUGUAGCUAUGGUUUCAUAGGCAAACAUUGCGAGUACAAGAUGUACUGCAGUACCUAUCAACGACAUGACAAUGGCAGUUGUUUGAGUUGUAACAAGCACUAUGAAGGUCCUCAUUGUGCUGAUAUCGUAUGUGUUAAUGGUGAAAGGGACGAGGAGUCGGUACAGACUUGCAAUUGUAAAAAGCCUUACAAAGGUCAGUACUGUGAUGUACUUGAAACUGAAGAUGUAUACUACCUAUACAACUCUAAGGUAAGGUUUUUGAAUUUAUUUUUAUAAACGUUGUCCUACCCUACCCUGCCUUACCUUAUCCUAGCUUACCCUACCAUACUCAAAAUUUUAAAAAUAAUUAUUCUAGGUAGCGAUAAUAGGCCCAUUAGGAGCACUACUAGUCAUUCCCAUGAUCAUGAUCUACUACGGCUGUGAACAUUAUGCCAAGAAACGACAGGUCAAGCGAAUCAAAAAAGUUUGGUCCGACCAAACGGCUCUAACUGUCGAUGACAAUAGAAUCAAAACCCUAUUGUAUUGA
Bursaphelenchus okinawaensis is the source of this 1368-nucleotide messenger RNA. The record is from the annotation of a GenBank genome assembly. Lineage: Eukaryota; Metazoa; Nematoda; Chromadorea; Rhabditida; Aphelenchoididae.